GAGGGAAGGACGGCGUGAGCCAUUUACUAAUUGCUCCGGGGUUGGCCUCUUCCUUGGGGCUGCCGCUGCCGGCAGCGCGGGCUCUGCCCCCCCGUGUCAUCCUAGCCCGGCCGCUCCGCGCCCGCGGUGUUUCCAUGUGUGUAAGAUAAAGUAUGCCCAAGAUAACGUUAAAUGGCAUCACAGUGGACUUUCCUUUUCAACCAUACAGAUGUCAGGAGGAAUACAUGACUAAAGUGCUUGAGUGCCUCCAGAAGAGGGUGAAUGGCAUUUUGGAGAGUCCCACGGGUACAGGGAAGACAUUGUGCCUCCUCUGUGCCACUCUGGCUUGGCGGGAGCAUUUUAAAGAUACCAUCUCGGCACGGAAAAUUGCACAGCGAAUGAAUGGAGUGGAACUCUUUCCUGACAGACCCAUGUCAUCCUGGGGUGAUGCUGCCAAAGAUGCUGAAAUCCCAGCUUAUUACACAGAUAUUCCUAAAAUAAUUUAUGCCUCCAGAACCCAUUCUCAGCUUACUCAGGUCAUCAGUGAGUUAAAGAGCACAGUCUACAGGCCAAAGGUGUGUGUGUUGGGCUCCAGAGAGCAGCUUUGUAUUAACCCCGAAGUUAAGAGGCAGGAGAGUAACCACAUGCAGAUCCACAUGUGUCGAAUGAAAGUGAUGGCUCGUACUUGCCAUUUCUAUAACAAUGUGGAGGAGAAGAGUACAGAGAAGGAACUGACCAACUCCAUCUUAGAUAUUGAAGACUUGGUUAAAAAUGGAAACAAGCACAGAGUUUGUCCUUAUUAUCUAUCUCGGAGCCUGAAGCAGCAAGCAGAUAUUAUUUUUAUGCCUUACAACUAUUUACUAGACUCAAAGAGCCGGAGAGCACACAACUUAGAUCUGAAAGGGACUGUGGUAAUACUCGAUGAAGCUCACAAUGUGGAGAAAUUGUGUGAAGAGUCGUCUUCUUUUGACUUGACUCCCUACGACUUGGCUUCAGCCAUGGAUGCUAUAAAUGUGGUACUGGAAGAACAAGCCAAAGUAGUUCAACAAAAUGAAAUCCAUGCUGAAUUCAAUAUGGAGUUUGCCAGCUCAGGGCUGAGCAUGGAGCUUGAAGAUAUAGCAAAGAUAAAGAGAAUUCUUCUUCAACUGGAAAAUGCUAUUGAUGCUGUGCAGCUGCCAGCUAAUGGAAAUGGAGUCACUAAAGAAGGGAGCUACAUCUUUGAUCUGUUUGCAGAGGCCCAGAUCACAUUCCAAACCAAAACCUCCCUCCUGGAAUCGCUGGAACAGAUUGAACAAUUUCUAUCAGGCCGUACUGGGAUAUUUACCAACACAGCUGGAUUACAUAAACUUUCAGACAUUAUUCAGAUUGUUUUUAGCAUUGAUCCUCCAGAAGGCACAUCCAGCUCCAUGCCAGUUCAAUCAAUAUCCAAGUAUUAUAAGGUGCACAUUCAUAUGGAUACCAGUAAUCAGAAAAAAAAGCAGAGGACAGACCUAUGGAGUUCAUCAGUAACAAAAAAAGAAGGAAAGGUCUUGAGCUACUGGUGUUUCAGCCCCGGGUACAGCAUGCAUGAGCUGGUCCGUCAGGGAGUCCGGACAAUCAUUCUGACUAGUGGGACCCUCUCCCCACUCUCCUCCUUCACCAUGGAAAUGCAGAUUCCUUUCCCCGUUUGCUUGGAAAAUCCACAUGUUAUUGAUAAACACCAGAUCUGGGUGGGGAUAAUUCCCAAGGGACCAGAUGGAGGUCUGCUCAGCUCUACCUAUGAAAAAAGGUUUUCUGUGGAAUGUCUGUCUUCUCUGGGGAAAACAAUAGGUAAUCUUGUGCGAAUUAUACCACAUGGGCUGCUGGUGUUCUUCCCUUCGUAUCCGGUCAUGGAUAAAAGCCUGGAAUAUUGGAGAGAGCAUGACUUUGCUAAAAGAAUAGAAGAGGUGAAACCGAUGUUUGUGGAACCAAGGAAUAAAGGAACCUUCACAGAGAUCAUGGAUGCAUAUUAUGAUAAGAUUGUCUGUCCCAAGUCUAGUGGAGCUACUUUCUUGGCAGUAUGUCGGGGAAAGGCCAGCGAAGGCUUGGACUUUGCAGACAUGAACGGACGAGGUGUUGUCAUCACUGGGCUUCCAUUUCCCCCUCGCAUGGAGCCAAGAGUCGUUUUAAAGAUGCAAUUCCUGGAUGAAAUGAAAAGACAAGUUUCAGGGGCACAGUAUUUAUCCGGGCGUGAGUGGUACCGGCAGCAGGCUUCCCGGGCUGUGAACCAGGCCAUCGGCAGGGUUAUCAGACAUCGCCAGGACUAUGGUGCCAUUUUCCUUUGUGACCACAGGUUCAUGAACAAUGAUGUAAGAUCCCAGCUGCCCUCCUGGGUCCGCCCUUAUGUCAAGAUUUACAACAACUUCGGGCAUGCAGUCAGAGAGGUCUCCCAGUUCUUCCGUAUUGCUCAAAAAAUCGUAGUCUUUGUGCAGAUGCCCCCACCCUCAACACGGAGCUCCUGCCCUAGCACCAUAUGUGAAGAGGACCCGGCAUCAUCCACGUCAUCUGGGCAGCCCCCCUCCCGGACAAAAGCCAAGAAUUUAGAUGACCAUGUUCCUAGUUUGAAGAGGAAGCGAAUGGGGCUACUGGGGGAUGGGGCAACCAGCCUGUGUGUGGAGUAUGAUCAAGAGCUGAUCGCAUCAAGGAGGCAGCCCCUUGGGCUCCUGGAUGCAUUGGAGCACAAUGAGAAGAGCAGUGAAGGGACAGAAGACGACCGCUUGCCAGGAGAGGAAAAGGCAAAACGUUUGUCAACACUCUCCCUUCAGUAUGAGAAGAGGUUAACAGAUGAGCAGAAAGGAGGAAGAAAGAAAAUAAAAAUAGUCAACAAUCUGCAAGCUGACAAAGUAGCAGACCCUGCUGAGCCAAAGAAGACCAGGGCCACAUUGUUCAUUGCAACAGUGAAGCAAGCCCUGAGCCAGCUACACUAUGAUCUCUUCUCAAAGGCUCUGCAGCAAUACAAGAGGACCGAUGACUUCCAAGCCAUGUUAUCGCAAAUGAGCUCUCUUUUCAUGGAGGACCAGAAAAAGCAUAUCCUGCUGCGAGAAUUUUACCAGUUUGUUCGACCUCAGCAUAAAAAGCAGUUUGACGAAGCAUGCUGUAGUCUGACUGGAGUGGGCUGUGGCUACAAACCUGAACACAGCCUCCUGCGAGAGGAAAGAGAGGUGUUGGCCAAGAAGGCAGGGGGAAAGCAGUGUCUGCCGAAAACAACAUUCUCAGAGGGUUCAUCCAGCCUGCUAAACUCCCAGCUGCAUCUGAACAAGGGAGGAUCCCACCUGACCUCUGGGCUGAAUAGAACAGGAGAAAAUCACACCCAUAUCCCUAAGAAGGACCCUGAAGAGGCAUCAAGCUCUCGCAGAGAGGACCACCAUGAGCUAGUCAGGGCUACAUAUCUCAAUGAUCUGAAAAAAGCUUUGGACAAAAACAGUUACAGCCGCUUCUGUGAAGCACUAUCGGCAUAUAAGAAGACAGAUGACUAUGAUGCCAUGGUGUUGGUGGUAGCUGCCCUCACCACCGAGAAGCCAGAGUACUUUCACCUCUUGCAACGGUUCUACAUGUUUGUGCGUCCUCAUCACAAAGAACAAUUCAGACGGAUGUGUAAAGACUUGACGGGAAUGAGCUGCAGUGAGGAGGAGAAGAAGAAAUUGCAACCAGAAGUGCAGGAGGCCAAGAGCCCUCUGAAUUUGGAGAAUUCAUGUUCCAAAGCAGAAACCAGUGAAACUCAGGAUAAAGCUGUCAGCCACACACCAGCUGCUUUCAAGAGUGACAUGCCAAGAAAAACCCAGAGCAAGAUUUUCUCCUUCUGCAGUAAUCAGAACAGCAAACCUGGAUCUCAAAAGACAGAUACAUUGGCAGGAUCCUGCAGCAUAAGAGCGCCUACCAACCCACGCAGUUUGCCAGUCUUGCCUCUCAAUAUGGAGCCAGAGUGUGGAAGAUUCCAGUGCUCUAAAUGCAAAUCUGAGGAUGAUGUGCCUUUUAAAUGCCAGUUAUGUACCUUCACUUGCUGCAAAACAUGCUGGGAACAGCUCUUAAAGAUUGCUAAAAAGUGCCCAGAAUGCCAAACUGAUACCAAGAGGAAGCAUUUAGCCCAAGUUUUUUUCCUGCGAUAACCUCCCUGACAAGAGGCAAGUGCAUCACGUCAGCACUGGUUAAAGAGCCAGCAGAAAAGGAGAUUGGAAAAAGAGGCAGGGUGCACGUUCAUUUAUGGACCCUUUUUCUCAGCUUCUCGCAGCAUCAUUCCUCUCCUUGGCAAAGUUCAUCAAUCUCCAAAGACACCUCUUCCCACUUCUCUUUCAGCAAGAGGGGAAAGAAGCAAAGGUUGUCCUUGGAAUUGUAUUGAAAUGGGGAUCUUCAUUUCUUCUCUGUUUAACUCAGCAGAUUCUUGUGAUGUUCUGGUCCUUUUAGGUUGUACUUUGACAGCCUGGAGGAUGUUUUCAGUAAUUGCCUCCUCUCAAAUAUUUACUCAAUCCUGGAAAAUUUCCGAGCAGCAGUAGUGCCAUUGAAUCCCCUUUUCCAGCAAUACCACUUUCCUUUGGUGACUGACAGAAGCUGUUGCUGCUAGGUGAUUUCAGAGGUGUAAGGUGGUGAAAGCCUUUUUCUAAAUCCAAUCGUUUUUACUGCGCUUCACCGGUAGUACAGACCCAGCACAUCUUGUGCUUAUACCCACUCAUUUAUGCCUGCCCUGCCAAUCAGAAGCCUGUUUCCUAUAUUGCUAUAAGUGUUGAAUGUUGCACUGAGCGUGCUUCCAAAGAGGACGUAGCUUCUUCUGAGGCACUUGCACACUCCUGUUGUGUCUGUAUGGUUUCAUACUUGUGUUUUCAGAAGUGUAGCAGGGAGAGUGAAAAGACUAUUCAUGUUCUUUCAAAGUGAACAUACAAACUGAUUUUAAACUCCAUCAAGUUGGAAAAGAGAAACACUUCGAUAUUUUCACUUUCUGAUGGGGGGUAUUAAUGUUUUGCUAACUUAAGGAAUUGUAUCAAUUUUAAAUCUUCAGUGGAAAUUCUAAAAUAAACUAAGUAAAAAUGAA
Molecule: messenger RNA, 5020 nt
Organism: Mauremys reevesii (Reeves's turtle)
Lineage: Eukaryota; Metazoa; Chordata; Testudines; Geoemydidae
Gene: RTEL1
Product: regulator of telomere elongation helicase 1
Exons: 36
Coding region: 153-4103 (1316 amino acids)
Biological process (GO): negative regulation of t-circle formation; negative regulation of DNA recombination; DNA repair
Cellular component (GO): nucleus
Molecular function (GO): DNA polymerase binding; DNA binding; DNA helicase activity
Source: RefSeq, a predicted model, not a curated record